Molecule: messenger RNA, 6209 nt
Organism: Notothenia coriiceps (black rockcod)
Lineage: Eukaryota; Metazoa; Chordata; Actinopteri; Perciformes; Nototheniidae
Product: protein bassoon-like
Exons: 5
Biological process (GO): protein localization to synapse; presynaptic active zone assembly
Cellular component (GO): GABA-ergic synapse; axon; cytoskeleton of presynaptic active zone
Molecular function (GO): structural constituent of presynaptic active zone
Source: RefSeq, a predicted model, not a curated record
AUGGCUUCGAGGCCAUUAAGGAAAAAGGAGUGGUUAUGUCUCAACUGCCAGACCCAGCGGCUGUUGUCCGGAGGAGGUCUGGACGAACCUCCCCUUCCUGUUCCUCACCCUUCUCCCAAACACUUGCCAAUGGGCUCACCCCGUCACCAGAUGCCAGCCAAUCAGCAAAGCCCUCUCCACAAGGCCACCAAUCAGCAGGGGCCCAGGACUGCCCAGCCGCAAAUGCAAAAAGCGCAGACGGGAAGUGGCGUGAGCGGACUGUUUGCUCCAACUGCGGCUAAACAACUAACGGACACCAAGACAACGACACCUGUGUCAUCCACAGAGACCCAGAAACCUCUGAAACCCACAGAGGAGAAGCCAAAACCCGAGCCUGAGAACCAAACUGACAAAGACACCAAAACCUCCCAGAAGAAAGGAGAGCCCAUCACACCGAUCAAGGAAAUGAAGAAGUCCAGGCACUAUGACGAUACAAAAAACAACAGCACCCAUGACUUGUCACGCAGCCCUCAGAGCCUCAGUGACACCGGCUACUCCUCUGAUGGCAUCUCCAGCUCCCACAGUGAAAUCACAGGUCUAAUCCAAGAAGAGGAGAUGAAGCUGAGCGAGAGGGGCAUCACUGGACGAGGCUCCCCACCGAGCCCUUCAGAAAUCACCAAGCUAGAGAGCUCCAUGAGGCCUUUGCUGGAGAAGAGCCUGUCUGAAGACAAGGGGGACAGAAGAGGGAGGAAGCACAGAGACUUGGAUGACAGAGGGAAGCAGCGCCCACGCUCCCUGUCAAUCCCACCAGAUUCAUACGACUCUGACGAGGAGUUGGAGGAUAUAAUGGAGGAGGAAGAGGACGGAGGAGAAUGGGAGGGUAAACGGAAGGAAGUGAAGGAGGAGAAGAAGGAGAAGAAAAACAAGGAAAAAGAGGCUGAGCCCACAGAAAUGACAGAUGAAGAGUUCAUGAGGAGACAAAUAAUGGAGAUGAGCGCUGACGAAGAAAAUGAGGAUGAAGAAAUGGAGGAAGAAGAUGAGGAGGAAGAUGAAGGAUAUGGCUACCAGAAACCCAAAAAGAGCCACCUUAAACAUGUCUCUGACUCAGGUAAGGAGAAAAGACGUCUUCAGCACCACUCCAGCAGUUUUGAGGAGGAAACAAAGAGCUCCUCUGAUGUCUAUAAAGGCUCAAUGGAGGAGGGUGAAGAUGAUUUGAUGGCACAAGGAGGCUUGAGGCGCUUCAAAACCAUUGAACUUAAUAACACCAGUAGCUUCAGCCGGGACAUGGAGCUGGGCAAUGAAAAUGACUUGAGCCUCGAUCGGGAACCAGAGCUUGAGAUGGAAAGCCUGACAGGAUCUCCCGAAGAGCGUUCUCGGGGCGACUACUCCUCCACCGUGCCAGCUAGCUCAUCCUCAUAUGGCUCAGGCCAGUCUCCUACUUCGAUCUCAUCGAUGGAAGAGGACAGUGACAGUAGCCCCAGCAGGAGGCAAAGGCUGGAAGAGGCCAAGCAGCAGAGGAAAGCGCGCCACCGCUCCCACGGUCCACUCCUUCCCACCAUUGAAGACUCUUCAGAAGAGGAUGAGCUGAGAGAGGAAGAAGAACUUCUGAGAGAACAGGAGAAGAUGAGGGAGGUGGAACAACAGAGGAUACGGAGCACAGCACGAAAGACCAAGAGGGAUAAGGAGGAGCUUAGGGCUCAGAGGCGCAGAGAGAGAUCCAAGACACCACCUAGCAAUCUUUCACCCAUUGAAGAUGCUUCUCCAACCGAAGAACUGAGACAGGCGGCAGAAAUGGAAGAGCUCCAUCGUUCAUCUGCUUCAGAAUAUUCCCCUCAGAGUCUGGACUCAGAGGCUGAGGGGUACGAGUCAAAACUUUACAAGUCAGGCAGCGAAUACAACCUGCCUACCUUUAUGUCUCUCUACUCACCAGUAGAUAAAUCAUCAACUACAACAACCACCACAGCACCAUCUUCUACUUCCAAACCUCUAAAGAGUGCUGAGGAGGUUUAUGAGGAGAUGAUGAGGAAGGCAGAGAUGCUUCAGAAACAACAGAAGCAACAGCAACAACCAGCAAGACAUGGGCAGUGCUAUGAAGAGGAUGUUAAUGGACAAGGGUAUGAGGAGGAGUAUGAAUAUGAACAAGAUCAAUCAUAUGACAAUGAGGCAGUGGAGACAGAAACAGAUAUUUAUGAAGAGAUCAGACAAACAUCUCAAAACAUUACCAAGAUGCAGCAGGCCACUGAUGAGCAAGUAGAGAUUGAGAGCUCCUACCCGGACAAGCAGCUCCUUGACACAGGCUCAGCCUUUGCUAAGCUUCUUGAGCAAAGCAAUGCUCUGCUAACUCCAGGUACAAGCCCCACCCAGGUGUCAGCUCCUGUCUCCUUUGCUGAGACUGGAGGACGAAUUCCUGAUGUCCGAGUAACACAGCACUUCUCUAUAAAGGAUGGUCACAAAGACAGGAUCAAAAGCCAAGCAGGAAAGAAUGGAAUUACUCCAGCAGUGGCUGCCACUACUAUCGCAGCUUAUGGAGUUUAUGCCAGAGAUGCAGUAACAAUUUCUCAGACCAGUACAAGUUGCACUAUGACCACUACUCAGUCAAGUAUGUAUAGUCGACAAACAGCAAGUCCUGCCACAUCUUCAACUACAGUCUCAAGUGUAUGCAGCAAGAUUGCAGAGAUUACCCAGGCAUACAGUCAAAGGGAAGUGAUCACCAGAAGGGUAGGGGAGACCAGGGAUGUCCAAGUGAGAGACAGCUCUACAUCUUCCACUGAGAGAAUCAUUGAGCCACGUUCUCCCAAGUAUACUACUUAUUACAGGAGCACCAGUCCUCCUCUUUCUCCAUCACCCCCAACAAUGAGUCCCACCCAUUCACCUUCCAGAAGGAAUACUGCUGAAUUCUCGACACAGACUUUCAGUUCAGCAUUACGAAGGUCUGAGUCAGCUGGCGCUGAGCCUACGUCUCCAGUGACUGCUCAGGGAACCCAAACAUCAAAUCGAUCAGUGUCCCCACGGCUCUAUCACCAACAGUCUUCCCAGGAUACCCCAUACUCCCCACCUCCAAGCCCUGCUAGGCCAAUGACAGUCAACACUGCUACUUCUCCCCUGUCUUCGCCCACCCGAUUUAGUCGCCAAUCAACAUUUGACAAUUACUCCCCAUGUAACAGCCCUCCAGAUACGCCACCUUACCACCAGUCUCCCACACGUAGUUUCUGCACAACACAAAGAGUGGAAAAAGUAAAUGUUGGAACUAGUAUGGUCACCACAGCCAGCCAUUACACCAGAGGAUCCAUGUCAAUGGACAACAUCUCCCUCUGUCGAAUAUCUACAGUGCCAGGCACUUCUAGGGUAGAGCAGGGUCAUAUGAUCCAAGGUGGGAGUGUCGUGGACCUCAGAACAGCCACAAAACCAGCUCCUAUUAUCAUGACUGACCAGGGAAUGGAUCUCACUUCAUUGGCCACCGAAAGCAGAAAAUAUCACGGUGGAUCAGAGGGUAGCAGGCAUUCAACAAUUGUACAGCCCAUGAUUAUGAACCUGAACACCCAGGAGAUCAUCACUCCAACAACUGUGAGUGUCACUGUGGCUGCCUCCAUGUUCAUGACCCAGCCAAAACAGCCAUCAGUCUAUGGUGAUCCACAUCACAACCAAGUGGAUCUUGGUCAGGGCAUGGGUACUGCUAUGUGUCUUUCCCAGAACAAACCACUAAUUUCCCCUCCAACUGACCCAGCAAUACCAAAAAUUGAUGCCAAACUGGAAGACCUCAGUAUCCAACAGAAAGAGCUACAAAUACAGCAGGAGAAGCUGCAGAUGCAACAACAGAUACUUGAACAGCAGUUGCAUCAGCAUCACCAGAUGCAACAUCAGCAACAAACGGCAUCUGCUUUGGCGAGGUACAGCCUUACCGGACAGAUCUCACCUUUAUUGAAAAAAGACUUGCUAGUCAGUCAGACUAGCGCUGCCUCAGCUGUGGUCAGUGCUGUAACACCAAUAAUGAAUCCUGAGCUGUAUGGUGCAGGUCCUGUUGAGCUGAGAGGAAGGCCCAGUCCUCCUGGUGUGAUAUCAGGAGCUAAAUCUCCACAUAGCAUGGUAGUACAGAUGGACGUAGGGCCAGAGAAGGCGAGGGCUGUGACUCAGCUAGUGAAGGUAGAAGAAGGACAGGAUGCUAUGGAUUUGACAGAAGGCCAAUUUAAACCUGACAACCAACCAGCUUGCUGUGAUGUUGUAUACCGACUUCCAUUUGGUGGAAGCUGUGUUGGUGGCGAGACAGAGGGCAUAAGGCCUCCAUCUGCCCCACCUCUUACCUAUGAGUCUGAUCAAGAAAGACAAUCCGGAGGGUACCUUGAUUAUCCAAUGGAUGAACGUAAGGCCUACACAUUACCAUUCCCCGGAAGGCUCCAGCCUUCGAUGUCUGAUACAAACCUUGCUGAAGCUGGGCUACAGUCCUACCACUCCAAACUAGAACCACACAUCCAAACUUCAGCAGAACUUGCUAUGGAUCUAACUGCUAUGAAACAAGGUUAUGGAGGGUUCAUAGGGUUGCAAUAUGGCUCCUAUACAGAUUUACGGCAUGGAGGAGACAUCACAGCCCAAGCACUGCCUAUAAGGAGAUAUAAUUCCUUGUCUAACAUCAGUUCAGACUAUGGCUACUCUGCUCGUGACAUUGCUGGCUUCCAAGAAGCGAACUUGGCUCAGUACAGUGCUACAACUGCCAGGGAGAUCAGCCGUAUGUGUGCAGCACUCAAUACCAUAGAUCGAUAUGGAAGCAACCCAGACUUGAUGCAGUUUGGUAGUUUGGGGAGAGGAACUGGGCCUGGGGCUGCCAGGCUCGCAGCAAGUCUUGGCAUCAGGCCAAACCUUCUUUUUGGAACAGACGGGAAGCCAAUUUCCCACAGUCAAGCACUAACCAACCUUAUCAAUGCAAGGCAGGCUAGUCUCAGGGCUAUGUACCCUACUGCUAUAAGGUCCUCUGAUGGGAUGAUUUACUCCACCAUUCAGACCCCCAUUGCUUCUACACUUCCCAUUACAACUCAGCCUGCCUCUGUUCUUCACCCAAUACUGAGGGGGGUCUACAGGGCAUACCCCUCUGCCAACAUGACACCUGUGCCCCUAUCCAGUCUCAGCAGACUACCAAUGAGCCCCAGAGUACCCUUAACCGGACAAGCUCCAGUCCGUUACCCAGCUCCAGGUCUUCUCCAAACAACGUCAAUCGCUGCCACUACUGCUGGUGUUGCACCAGUAGGUGCCCCAGUGUAUAUUUCUUUGACAACUACAAGCUCUACAGUCCAGGAUGAACCAGUUUACCUCGGUAGAGGUGCACCCUCAUCAACAGAGGUCACCUCAGUACAAGGAGUUGUCAUACCAAUAGAGCCACAGCAGCAGCCUAUAAACCUGUCCCAGGCCCACCUGAACAGUCAACAACAACAACAGCAACAAGUGGCAACUGCUCAACAGCAUCCUCCAGCAGCCUAUGCCUACCCACCCUCUGCUCCUUCACACAGUCACGGCUACAGCCAACCUCCAGCGGGCCCCUCUGCCCCAACUGGUGGCUUACCCAUUGCAGGGGGUCUUCCUUCCUUCCCUCCACCAGGUGCCGUUCAUAAGGAGGGUGAAUCCGAGGCAGAGAGGCUACAUCGGCAGCAGGAGCAGCUUCUGCAGAUGGAGAGGGAGCGCGUUGAGCUGGAGAAAUUACGACAAUUGCGCCUGCAGGACGAGCUGGACCGAGAAAAGAUGGAGCUGAAACUGCACAGGGAGAAGGAGCAGAUGCUGGUGCAGAGAGAGUUAAACGAACUGCAGAACAUCAAGGACCAGGUUCUACAGCAACAGCAACAGGAACGCGAGAAACAACUGGUUCUCCAGAGGGAGCAGCUGGCCCAGCAGAAGUCCCAGCUAGACCAGAUCCAGUCUUUACAGCAUCAGCUCCAGCAACAGCUUGUAGAGCAGAAGAGGCAGAAAACAGCUUUAGCUCAGAGCAUGCAGUUGGAUGUGAAUGAACAGCCUUUGCCCUCCUUCACCGACUCUCAGGCGGGCUACCGUUCUCUCCCCAACUCCUCGUCCGAUAUGUGUCUGAGGAGCCAGCAGGAGCCCAUGGAUACCAGGAGCAACAUGAGGAAACACAGCUCCAUGACCAGGCUGAGUAGAGACAGCUUGGACGGAGAGGGCGUGGUGUUUUACGGCUCCCCCCGCAGGAAUGUGGACAGCUGUGUGCAGACAGACGAUGAAGAUGGAGAGGAGAG